Messenger RNA from Pygocentrus nattereri (red-bellied piranha), 4169 nucleotides. It is a transcript of the gene pygb, whose product is annotated as phosphorylase, glycogen; brain. Gene Ontology annotation, molecular function: pyridoxal phosphate binding; glycogen phosphorylase activity. Gene Ontology annotation, biological process: glycogen catabolic process. Gene Ontology annotation, cellular component: cytoplasm. Lineage: Eukaryota; Metazoa; Chordata; Actinopteri; Characiformes; Serrasalmidae. The record is from RefSeq and is a predicted model, not a curated record. The transcript has 20 exons. Bases 1 to 2532 code for a protein of 843 amino acids.
AUGGCAAAGCCGCUGAGUGACCACGACCGCCGGAAGCAGAUCAGCGUGCGCGGCAUCGCGGGUCUUGGCGACGUCGUUGAGAUCAAGAAGAGCUUCAACAGGCACCUCCACUUCACUCUGGUGAAGGACAGGAACGUGGCCACCCCACGAGACUACUACUUCGCUCUCGCGCACACAGUCCGGGACCACCUGGUGGGCCGAUGGAUCCGCACCCAGCAGUACUACUACGAGAAGGACCCCAAGCGUGUCUACUACCUUUCUCUGGAGUUCUACAUGGGCAGAACUCUGCAGAACACCAUGAUCAACCUGGGCCUGCAGAACGCCUGCGACGAGGCCAUCUACCAGCUUGGACUGGAUCUUGAAGAGCUGGAGGAAAUAGAGGAGGAUGCUGGACUUGGGAACGGUGGACUGGGGAGGCUUGCAGCUUGUUUCUUGGACUCAUUGGCGACGCUGGGUUUGGCGGCAUAUGGUUACGGCAUCCGCUAUGAAUUCGGAAUCUUCAACCAGAAAAUUUCUAGCGGCUGGCAGGUGGAGGAGGCAGAUGAUUGGCUGCGCUAUGGUAACCCCUGGGAGAAAGCCCGCCCAGAGUACAUGCUCCCUGUGCAUUUCUAUGGUCGAGUGGAACACACAGAGGAGGGGCCAAAGUGGGUGGACACCCAGGUGGUGCUGGCGAUGCCGUAUGACACUCCUGUCCCUGGCUACAAGAACAACACAGUGAAUACCAUGAGGCUGUGGUCUGCUAAAGCCCCCAAUGACUUCCAACUGCAAAAGUUUAACGUUGGAGAUUACAUCCAGGCUGUGCUGGACAGGAACCUAGCGGAGAACAUCUCUCGAGUUCUGUACCCCAAUGAUAAUUUCUUUGAGGGUAAGGAGCUGCGUUUGAAGCAGGAGUACUUUGUGGUAGCCGCCACUCUCCAGGACAUCAUCAGACGCUUUAAAUCCUCCAAGUUCGGCUGCAGGGACCCCGUACGCACUUCCUACGAGAGCUUUCCGGAUAAGGUGGCGAUCCAGCUGAAUGAUACCCAUCCUGCUCUGGCAAUUCCUGAGCUGAUGAGGAUUCUGGUGGAUGUGGAGAAAGUGAGCUGGGAAAAGGCCUGGGAGAUUACCUCAAAGACCUGUGCCUACACAAACCAUACUGUUCUCCCAGAGGCUCUGGAACGUUGGCCUGUCUACAUGUUUGAGAAACUUCUACCAAGACACUUGGAGAUCAUCUAUGAGAUCAACCACCGUCACCUGGAUAGAAUAGCAGCACUGUAUCCAGGAGAUAAUGAGCGCUUGCGGAGGAUGUCUUUGAUCGAGGAGGGCGAUCCAAAGAGGAUUAACAUGGCCCACCUAUGUGUGGUGGGCUCCCACGCCGUGAACGGAGUCGCUCGCAUACACUCAGAGAUUGUGAAAAGCACAGUGUUUAAGGAUUUUCACGAUGUGGAACCUGAGAAGUUCCAGAACAAGACGAACGGCAUCACACCUCGCCGCUGGCUCCUGCUCUGCAACCCCGGGCUGGCUGACAUCAUCGCUGAGAAAAUUGGUGAGGAGUUCAUGACAGAUCUGUUCCAGCUGAAGAAGCUGCUGGACUACAUCGACAAUGAGGUGUUCAUCAGGGAUGUGGCCAAAGUAAAGCAGGAGAACAAGCAGAAGUUAGCUGCGUACCUGGAGAAGGAGUACAAGGUGAAGAUCAAUCCGGAGUCCAUCUUCGACAUUCAGGUCAAAAGAAUCCAUGAGUACAAGAGACAGCUGCUCAACUGCCUCCACAUCAUCACUUACUAUAACAGGAUCAAAAAAGAGCCGAACAAGAAAUUUGUACCAAGAACAAUAAUGAUCGGAGGCAAAGCUGCGCCUGGGUACCACAUGGCUAAGAUGAUCAUAAAGCUGAUCACAUCGGUGGCGGCUGUGGUGAAUAAUGACCCUGUGGUGGGUGACCGACUGAAGGUUAUUUUCCUAGAGAACUACAGAGUUUCGCUCGCAGAGAAAGUGAUCCCGGCGGCAGACCUGUCCGAGCAGAUCUCCACAGCAGGAACGGAAGCUUCCGGAACAGGAAACAUGAAGUUUAUGUUGAAUGGAGCGCUGACCAUCGGUACCAUGGAUGGAGCCAAUGUGGAGAUGGCAGAGGAGGCUGGGGAGGAGAACCUCUUCAUCUUCGGCAUGAGAGUGGACGAUGUGGAGGCCAUGGACCGCAAGGGGUAUAACGCUCAAGAAUACUACGAUCGUCUGCCGGAGCUCAGGCAGGUGAUGGAUCAGAUCCGCACCGGAUUCUUCAGCCCCCAAAAGCCAGAGCUAUUUAAAGACAUCGUCAACAUGCUGAUGAAUCAUGACCGAUUCAAGGUGUUUGCUGAUUAUGAGGCUUAUAUCAGCUGUCAGGAGAAAGUCAAUGAGCUCUACAAGAACCCCAAAGAGUGGACCAAGAAGGUGAUCAGGAACAUUGCCGCUUCUGGAAAGUUCUCCAGCGACCGGACCAUCUCGGAAUACGCUCGGGAGAUCUGGGGGGUGGAGCCGUCAGCUGUGAAGAUCCCACCACCCAAUGAGCCUCGAGACUGAGAAGACACAGUUGAAUUGGCCAAUGAUUGUUGGCGAUACCCAAUACAUCCCUCCCCUUUUUCAUACCGUAGGUGUGUCCAGUCUAAUUUCAAGAAUUAUAGCCCCCCCAGAUUAGUUCAAUUUAGUUGCAGUUCUGCUUUUGACAGUUAUGUCUUGCUUUCUUCGAAUGGCCAGUGUAGACCAAGCUGAAGCUUAACCCCCUGCCUUAGCUUUCACAAUUAAUUUCAGCACAUAACUGUAGAUUAACCUGCUGCUCCUCUCUUAGCUUCAUGGCAUGGUUGCAUAGACCGCUCUGUCAGUAUAUCACAAAUGGUGUGAUUUAUUGAUUAUUCUUCACUGAACACCAUUUGAGUGCCUUCACAUGAUCCACACACAUUGCUAUCUUGACACAUCUUUGCUAGUGCCUCUGUGCAUUGCAGAAGUCUUCAAAUACAGUCAUUAAAGGUCACUUUCUUGGACAGGGAUUGAGCCCAGUCCUGGGCUACAUUUUCAUUUCAAUAGAGAACCUCCAUUCAGAAUGCUGUGUAGCCCAGAACUAUGCGUAAUCCUUGUAAAUUGACCCAAAUCCAAGUUUCUAGCCUUGGGUUUUGUCAUCACUGGUAGUUAUGGUAUCACAGGUAGACAUGGAUUAAGCCUGAUAUUGGGUUGAAUUGCAGGAUCAGUGGUGAAUUACCAAUGGAAAUUAUGUUAGUCCAAGACUAGGCUUGAUCUAUGUCUGGGAAACCAGCCUUAGGUAUCCAAUUACAUCGCCAUUCAGUUAGCCACAAGUCAUUGAGGAAUCCACAACUGGAAUGUGGAUUCAAGUUCUGGAUUUUAAGACCACUGGUGUAUUCCCUUUGUUAGGGUCACCACCAGGACCUAAAUGAAUGUUGUUAAGCCUAAUCCUAGACAAAAAGAUGUUUGGUCAAGAAUGCAGACUGAAUUUAGUCUAGACUAGGCUUAACCCUUAGAGUGCCUACUGUGUGCAAUCCUGCCACAAAAGGAGGAAAGCAACAAUGCAUUAAGCCACAAGUUAUUACCUGAAACUAGAAUGAAGUGGGGCUCAACAUUACAAGCAAUGGCCACAAGCAAUGUUUGAAUAAACGUGCAUGCUGUAUUUCACUCUUGUACUGCUGCUGGUUUGAAGCCUCAUGUGUUGUGAUUAGCAUGGAAGGCAUCACCAUCACCAUCACCAUCACCAUCAUCAUCAUCAUCCUGUUGCAGCAAGACCAAAGCAGUGUAUGCCAUUGUUUGCCACCUCACUGUAAUAUAGCCUAACAAUAUUAUUAAUUUAGCACUUAGCAUUAUUGCUCAAAAUAGGAUUUUUAAGAACUCUACUGCACUUUAGCUAACCUGGAGAUGCUAGCUAAACAUUCAGGUCAAUAUGGAAGCAUUUCAGGCCUGAAGGUUUGCUCAGUCUCACUGGAUUCAGUUCGGAUGCUAUCACUCCUAUUACUAUAGCUUCUGAGCAAUGAUGUCUGCAGGUUAAGAUGCACGGUCAGUCAGUGGUGCGUUUACGCUGAGGUUUUGAGAAGAAAAGCCAUUCAGUUUGAGUGAAGUUGCCUCCUGGACAGGUGCAUUAUUCGUUUUAAUAGUGAACGCAACUGUAUUUUGAGCCGGAAUGAAAUCCUAAAUGCACCAUUUCAGAGAUCGAACUC